Molecule: messenger RNA, 4395 nt
Organism: Varanus komodoensis (Komodo dragon)
Lineage: Eukaryota; Metazoa; Chordata; Lepidosauria; Squamata; Varanidae
Gene: KAT2B
Product: lysine acetyltransferase 2B
Exons: 18
Coding region: 16-2586 (856 amino acids)
Biological process (GO): chromatin remodeling; positive regulation of transcription by RNA polymerase II
Cellular component (GO): histone acetyltransferase complex; nucleus
Molecular function (GO): histone H3 acetyltransferase activity; protein binding
Source: RefSeq, a predicted model, not a curated record
CGGCCGGGCUGCGGCAUGUCGGAGGCUGGCGCGGCCGGGCCGGGAGCUGUUGCUGCUGCCGCCGCCGCCGCCGCCGCUGGUGGCGGCGGUGGAGGAGGAAGCAGCAGCAGCAGUAGCAGCGUCGGGGGCAACGGUGCCGGUGGCGCCGGAGCGCCUCAGCAGGGCUCCCCGGCCGCGGGAGGGUUGGCCGCUUGCGGACCCGCCCGAGCUGUUAUCGCUGCAGCCGCCGCUGCUGCUGCCGAGAGCCCCGCAGGAGGAGGAGGCGGCGGCGGCGGCGGCGGCGGCGGCGGGGCCCCCGGCUCGGCUCGCAUUGCGGGGAAGAAGGCGCAGCUCCGCUCCGCACCCCGCGUCAAGAAGCUCGAGAAGCUGGGCGUCUACUCCGCCUGCAAGGCUGAGGAAUCCUGUAAAUGUAAUGGCUGGAAAAACCCUAACCCACCUUCCACUCCGCCCAGGGCAGAUUUGCAGCAGGCAGUUGUGAGUCUUACGGAACCAUGUCGUAGCUGUAAUCAUGCUUUAGCUGCUCAUGUUUCCCAUUUGGAUAAUGUCUCUGAAGAAGAAAUGAACAGGCUGUUGGGGAUUGUGCUGGAUGUUGAGUAUCUUUUCACCUGUGUUCACAAAGAAGAGGAUGCAGAUACCAAGCAAGUCUACUUCUACUUGUUCAAGCUUUUGAGGAAGUGCAUAUUACAGAUGGGGAAACCUGUUGUAGAAGGAUCUUUGGAAAGCCCCCCAUUUGAGAAGCCAAGUAUUGAACAGGGGGUUAAUAAUUUUGUGCAAUACAAAUUUAGUCACCUUCCAUCAAAAGAGAGACUAACAAUAAUAGAGUUGGCUAAAAUGUUUCUCAAUCGCAUCAACUACUGGCACUUGGAGACACCUUCCCAGCGAAGACAAAGGUCACCUAAUGAUGACAUUGCUGGCUAUAAAGUUAACUACACAAGGUGGCUGUGCUACUGCAAUGUCCCUCAGUUUUGUGAUAGUCUACCUCGAUAUGAAACCACACAGGUUUUUGGGAGAACACUGUUGCGCUCAGUCUUUACCGUCAUGCGACGGCAACUUCUAGAACACGCGAGGCAGGAGAAAGACAAACUGCCUCAGGAGAAACGAACGCUAAUCCUCACCCAUUUUCCCAAGUUCCUGUCCAUGUUGGAGGAGGAGGUGUACAGUCAAAGUUCUCCUAUCUGGGAUCCAGAUUUCGUAGUAUCCUCUUCUCAAAGUGCCCAGCUAGGCAUCCAGACAGUCAUUAGCCGUCCUCCUGUAGUGAGGUCUGUUUCAUACAGUGCAAGUCCUUCAUCUCUAGAUCAGCCCAGUGGAGGAAGCAUGAGUCCUGCUUGCAAGACUGCUUCUGGACUUGACCCAAACAUAGGAGAGAAGAGAAAAAUUAAUGAAUCUUAUUCUGUGGAGGAUGCUAAAAAGCCAAGAGUUGUAGGAGACAUUCCUAUUGAAUUAAUCAAUGAAGUGAUGUCAACAAUUACGGAUUCAGCCGCAAUGCUUGGUCCAGAGCAGACAAAUUUUCUGUCAGCACACUCAGCCAGGGAUGAAGCAGCCAGGUUGGAAGAACGCAGAGGAGUGAUUGAAUUUCAUGUCGUUGGAAAUUCCCUAAAUCAAAAGCCAAAUAAGAAAAUUAUGAUUUGGCUGGUUGGCCUACAGAACGUAUUUUCACAUCAGUUACCCAGAAUGCCAAAAGAGUAUAUUACUCGGCUGGUCUUUGAUCCGAAACACAAGACUCUUGCGCUAAUAAAAGAUGGCCGUGUGAUUGGUGGUAUCUGUUUCCGAAUGUUCCCGUCUCAAGGAUUUACAGAAAUAGUUUUCUGUGCUGUGACUUCUAAUGAACAAGUAAAGGGCUAUGGAACUCACCUAAUGAAUCAUCUGAAAGAGUAUCAUAUUAAGCACAAUAUCCUCAGCUUUCUUACAUAUGCAGAUGAAUAUGCAAUUGGUUACUUCAAGAAACAAGGUUUUUCAAAAGAUAUUAAAGUACCAAAAGCAAAAUACGUUGGUUAUAUCAAGGAUUAUGAAGGAGCAACUUUAAUGGGAUGUGAAUUAAAUCCAAGGAUACCAUACACUGAAUUUUCUGUCAUCAUUAAGAAGCAGAAAGAGAUCAUUAAAAAGUUGAUUGAAAGGAAGCAAGCUCAGAUACGGAAGGUUUAUCCUGGUCUUUCCUGCUUCAAAGAUGGAGUACGACAGAUUCCUAUAGAAAGUAUUCCUGGAAUUAGAGAGACUGGAUGGAAGCCAAGCGGUAAAGAAAGAGGUAAAGAACCCAAAGACCCAGAUCAGCUUUACAGCAUACUAAAAAACAUUCUACAACAGGUCAAGAGCCAUCAAAGCGCUUGGCCUUUCAUGGAACCAGUGAAGAGAACAGAAGCUCCUGGAUAUUAUGAAGUGAUAAGAUUUCCCAUGGAUCUGAAAACUAUGAGUGAUCGACUUAAGAACAGAUACUACGUGUCUAAGAAGUUAUUCAUGGCAGAUUUGCAGAGAGUCUUUACUAACUGCAAAGAGUACAACCCACCUGAAAGUGAAUACUACAAAUGUGCCAAUAUACUGGAAAAGUUCUUCUACACAAAAAUUAAAGAAGCUGGAUUAAUUGACAAGUAAUGAUUUUCCUUAUCUCAUGCAAUCAAGAGGACCUAAUUUAAGAACAGAAUAUGCAGUUAAAUUUUCAAUAGAAUUGGAACUUGUGUUUCAAAAUUUGUUUUAUUAACUAGCACUUUUAAAACAUGUAAUAUAGAAGAGUUUAUUUUAUUACAGUCUUUUUAAAUGUACACCUGCAUGCCCUUUUGCAGUGUAUUCAAUUUUUAUUAGACGUAUUGCACAAACUGUUUGGAGAUCUGGAAAGGGAAAUUUUUCCAAGCAGUGAAUGUUUAAGCUUAAUGUUAAUGCAGUAUCAAAUUGUAAAAUAGCGUUUUAUUUUUUACAACAAAGAAACUGAUGAAGGGGAAAAUGAGUUUUAUAUAUAUUUUAAUGAAACACUCAAAGUAAGAGAAGGUGCUAUGAAAGGGUAAGGAAGACCUGUUUUAAGCUAUAAGGAUGAAAAUCCCUAAAUAGAUGCAAAUUUUCUCCAUAGUUUGGUCCUUGUUGCGUGUAUUUGCAAAGAAAAUUUGACAUGAUAUGUAGCACAAUGCUGACUUUAACUGUGUAGGUUAUGUUCCCAAAUGGAUUUAAAAAUCUGUUGCAGUCAAAAACUAUUAUUCUUUAUAGGGUAACGCCAGAUGCCACAAGUAAUUUUAACUGAUGCACAUACAUCUGUGGCACACAUUUUUCUGAUUAGCGUGCUGUGACCUUUGGUGUCUCUACCCAGCCGUGGUUCUCCAUUCCCAUCAAUCUUGAUGUAGAUCAGAAUGGGUUCCUUCAACCUAUUAUGACAGGUGCUGCUGUCUUCUCUCUUAGGGUGUAUGUACACAAUGCCUUGUGCAUGCAGUUUUUUCUGGACUGACACUUCCAAAGGUUUCAUAAAACUUCAUAAAAGCAGAUUUGAGCAUACCUUCCUCUCAGUGUUAACAUGGUAGCUUCUGUCUUGUAUCAGUUACAUUAAAAUAUUUUCAACCAAAGUUCUAAAACAAGUUAUUUUAAUUAUCUAAUUAAUAAUAAUCUAAUUAUUAUUAAUUACAUCUAUGCUUGAGCUGCGCCUUAUAUUAUUCAUAGGAAAUGCAUUCAUGCAAAUAGUUGUCCUUGUCAGAUGAAGAAAUACCGACUAACCACUGAGUUUUCCUAUAAUGUCUUUCACAAUACUGCAGGGAGAGGAAGAAAGUGGCAUCCCACUAAUUUCUUCUUCCCAAGUUUUAUUUCUACAGUGGCACUGGAGGAGUAAAAUUUCAUGAUGUUGUAUUUAGUGAAUAUUUCACUAGUAAACUGCUGUAGAAAUUUGGCCAAUUGUUUUACAAAAGAAUUUUUUUUCAAGAUGCCUAUAGUAGUGUUUAUUCUAAUCCUAAAACUAGAUUCACUUGAUAGAAGGAAAUGGUACAAAAAUAGUAAAAAUGGUAACAUAGAAAUGCCUUAGUGCUUUAUAUAAAAUCAGAUUUGGCUUUGUAUUUAAAGGUACAAUGAUGCAACUGUGUAUUAGAGUAUUUAAGUAGUAAUUUUCAAGUAUUUUGUAAACUGGGCCAACAGAAUCACCUCUUAAGCUUGAUAUCCUGUGAAAGUGUUAUUUUCAAAGAUUCUUAUUGUCUUGAAAUUAGAGUUUCUUCUAUAUUGAAAACAUUUGGUUUCUAAUUUAAAGAUUAUUUUCAUAGAUAUUGUGCAAUAAAGCUAUAUAUAGUAUGAUGUGUUUUAAAAAUGCUUUAACUGAAAUUUUACAUUUGUAAAAUUAUUUAUUGUAUUGGUAUAAAAUGGUUUUAAAUUAUAUGUAUAAAAUUAAUCUGGUGUGCUAUUUUGUAAUUUGCUUAUAAAAAAACCUUAAGUAUUCAA